ACGUGGCCCCCCGUGCCCUUAAACCCCAGCGGCACGCUCACAAAGUGCAGCAAAGCCUCCAGCUCAGCAUCAGGAUGGACGCAGCCAACGGGACGGUGAACGGGAACCACGGCGGCCCAGAGCCGGCGACCGCCGAGCCGGGUCAAGGGACCAGGAAGAGACGGGGCUCCAUGUACCUGGAAGAGGAGACCAACAAGUCCGGAGUGAUUUCCUGCAUUUUCUCCUUGAAAGAGGGGGUGGGAGCUUUGGCAAAGGCUCUGCGGCUCUUUGAGGAUAACGGCAUCAACCUGACGCACAUCGAGUCCCGUCCGUCCCGCAUGGACAGAGAGGAGUACGAGUUCUUCAUCAGCGUAGACUCCAGCUGCUCUCAGGCCCUCGAUGACGUCAUCGACGGUCUGCGGAAGGAAAUCAGCGGCGUUGUGCACGGACUGUCGCGCAACAAGCAGAAGGACACAGUUCCAUGGUUUCCUAACGACAUCCAAGACUUGGACCGUUUCGCCAACCAGAUCCUCAGCUACGGCUCGGAGCUGGAUGCAGAUCACCCCGGCUUCACAGAUCAGGUGUACAGAGCUCGCAGGAAGGAGUUUGCCGACAUCGCCUACAACUACAGACACGGCCAACCCAUUCCCAGGGUGGAGUACACCGAGGCGGAAAAAGAAACGUGGGGGAUCGUCUUCAAGGAGCUGAAGACUCUGUACCCGACCCACGCCUGCCGCGAGCACAACCGGGUCUUCCCCCUGCUGGAGAGAUACUGCGGCUACAGGCAGGACAACAUCCCGCAGCUGGAGGACGUGUCUCGCUUCCUGCAGUCGUGCACGGGUUUUCGGCUUCGCCCCGUGGCCGGCCUGCUGUCAUCCCGAGACUUCCUGGCUGGACUGGCCUUCCGCGUCUUCCAUUCCACGCAGUACAUCCGUCACGGCUCCAAGCCCACGUACACCCCCGAGCCGGACGUUUGCCACGAGCUGCUGGGACACGUCCCUCUGUUUGCUGACCAGAGUUUUGCCCAGUUUUCACAGGAAAUCGGUCUGGCCUCUCUUGGUGCCCCUGAUGAGUUCAUAGAGAAACUCGCUACUGUUUACUGGUUCACGGUGGAGUUUGGUCUCUGCAAGCAAGGCUCUGAGAUCAAAGCGUACGGAGCUGGCCUUCUUUCAUCCUUCGGGGAGCUGCAGUACUCCCUGACAGAUGAACCCAAACUGAUGUCUUUUGACCCCGAGAAGACCAGCCUGCAGAAAUACCCCAUCACCGAGUACCAGCCGGUUUACUUCGUGGCAGAAAGCUUCGAAGAUGCCAAGGAGAAAGUGAGGAAAUUCGCAGACACCAUACCCAGGCCCUUCUCGGUGCGCUACAACCCCUACACCCAGAGCAUCGAGGUCCUGAACAACACCCAGCAGCUCAGGAACCUGGCAGACUGCAUCAACUGUGAAGUGGGGAAACUGUGUGAAGCUCUGCGGAAACUGGAGUAAAAGCUCGUCUGACCUGAUGUCUUCUCUCUUCUAACUAAAAACCUUUCUUUGUAUUAAAUAAGUAUGCAUGGCAGAAACAUACUAUAUUGAUAUAGAACAGACCUGCAGGUUAUUUUAGGGAAUUAGAUGCUAGAGUAGAGCGAUAUGUAUGUUACUAUUAGUAGAUAAUUGUAACGGAAUUACCUUUUUUUUCUCUUAAAAACAGCUUUUUUGACAUAAAUUGUAGUUCUUUUUUAGUUUAUUUUGAAUAAAAUGUCUGAUUAGACAUAAUAAUUUGUUAUAUUUAGAUUCAGAACAGCUAAAUGUAGCUCUGUGAAUUUUAUAUUAGCUCGGUUAGAAGUUUUCUUUUUAAUACAUUUUUAGUUCAAAUAAAACUUUGAUUCACUUUUGCUUUUUUAUGUCAUUUUACACGUGAAAAGGAAAAACUGCAUUGAAAUGGAUCCUUCAGCUUUAAUACUGUCCACAUAGUAGGCAAAAUGUUUGCAUCACAGAUCAAUGCCAUUUAUCUGUGAUUCUUCUUUUCACUGGUGAAUUAUUUUACUUUAUGAGAAUUUUUUUCAAUAAACAUAUUCUUGUGUUA
This is a messenger RNA of Oryzias melastigma (Indian medaka), 2043 nucleotides long. It is a transcript of the gene pah, whose product is annotated as phenylalanine hydroxylase. Gene Ontology annotation, biological process: L-phenylalanine catabolic process; L-tyrosine biosynthetic process. Bases 75 to 1463 code for a protein of 462 amino acids. The transcript is spliced from 13 exons. The record is from RefSeq and is a predicted model, not a curated record. Gene Ontology annotation, molecular function: iron ion binding; phenylalanine 4-monooxygenase activity. Lineage: Eukaryota; Metazoa; Chordata; Actinopteri; Beloniformes; Adrianichthyidae.